GUGUGGUCUGAAAUCGAAAAACUGAAAAUUCUAUCUUUUCCUCUGUAAAAACAGAGCAAAACGACGACGACGACGAUGGCUGCCACGUCAUCUCCGCCGUGUCAUAUCUCCGUCUCAUUCCUCCGUCAACUUCCUCCUUGCACCACCGUUCAAUUCUUGGGUUUCUCACCGGCGAUUUUGACCCACCGUAAACUCGGCCGGUUAACGGUAACCCGGAAUAAUCUGGCGCAGGAUUUUCUGGGCGAUUUCGGGGCUCGAGACCCUUACCCUGAGGAAAUUGCGAGCCAAUUCGGAGAUAAAGUGUUGGGGAACCAAAGCACUGAGCAUAAGAUUCUGAUUCCUAACGCCUCUGUUCUCUCCCUCUCGCAGCUUCAAUGCUCCCCUGUUUCGCCUUCAAUGGCUCCUUUAUCUGCCGAAGAUGCCAAAACUCUCCUCCAUAAGGUUUUGGGAUGGAGUAUAGUAGAGGACGUAGCAGGCGGUUUGAAGAUAAGAUGCAUGUGGAAAGUGAGGGAUUUCGGGUGCGGUGUUGAGCUUAUAAACAGGAUCUCUAAGGUUGCUGAAGCUUCUGGUCAUUACCCUUCUCUCCAUUUAGAAAAUCCUACCCAAGUUAGAGCUGAACUAUCCACUGCUUCCAUUGGAGGUUUAAGCAUGAACGAUUUCAUAAUGGCGGCCAAAAUAGAUGAUAUCAAGACUUCUGAUCUUUCCCCUCGGAAAAGAGUUUGGGCAUGAAACACUAUGCUUCUUUUUUUUUGUUCUUUCUCAUUUCAUUAUUUUGUAACAGUGUUUUAUGAUAUAUAUCUUGGGUUCUCUAUAUUCCUUCAUCGUGUAUGGAUGGUCCACAUGUCAACUUAUAUAGAAGCUAUGUAUUCAUAAACAUCUUGGAUAGCAUUUGACAUAAAAAAAACAAAUACAGUAUUGAGA
This is a messenger RNA of Eutrema salsugineum, 921 nucleotides long. RefSeq lists its product as uncharacterized. Bases 76 to 729 code for a protein of 217 amino acids. Gene Ontology annotation, biological process: tetrahydrobiopterin biosynthetic process. The transcript has 3 exons. Gene Ontology annotation, molecular function: 4-alpha-hydroxytetrahydrobiopterin dehydratase activity. Lineage: Eukaryota; Viridiplantae; Streptophyta; Magnoliopsida; Brassicales; Brassicaceae. Gene Ontology annotation, cellular component: plastid. The record is from RefSeq and is a predicted model, not a curated record.